Messenger RNA from Hipposideros armiger (great roundleaf bat), 1129 nucleotides. RefSeq names its product carboxymethylenebutenolidase homolog (gene CMBL). Gene Ontology annotation, molecular function: hydrolase activity. The transcript has 6 exons. Lineage: Eukaryota; Metazoa; Chordata; Mammalia; Chiroptera; Hipposideridae. The record is from RefSeq and is a predicted model, not a curated record. Bases 183 to 920 code for a protein of 245 amino acids.
GACUGCCACUGGCCCACGGGGAUCCGCUGCGCUCCGUCACCGCGUCCACUUCCGUCCGGAGAGGAGGCGCCUUGCACUCGGCUCGCCCCGGACGGUCGCCCUGCGGGUGUCGCCCCCUCCGCGCGCGUGGACCGUAGACCGCAGUCUCCCGGCGGCUGACGAGGCCGACUUGAAUAUCUGCAAUGGCUAACGAAGCUCAUCCUUGUCCAUGUGACAUUGGCCAUAAGAUAGAGUAUGGAGGGAUGGGCUGUGAAGUUCAAGUCGAGCACAUCAAGGCUUAUGUCACCAGAUCCCCCGUGGAUGCUGGCAAAGCUGUGAUCGUCAUUCAAGAUAUAUUCGGCUGGCAGUUGCCCAAUACCAGAUAUAUGGCUGACAUGAUAGCAGGAAAUGGGUACACAACCAUCGUUCCAGACUUCUUCGUGGGUCAAGAGCCAUGGCACCCCUCUGGGGACUGGUCCACCUUUCCCGAGUGGUUGAAAACAAGAAAUGCCAGAAAGAUCGAUAAAGAGGUCGAUGCUGUCUUGAAGUACCUGAAACAGCAGUGUCAUGUGCAGAAAAUCGGCGUCGUGGGAUUCUGCUGGGGCGGAGUGGCUGUCCAUCACUUGAUGAUGAAAUACCCAGAAUUCCGGGCAGGAGUGUCCCUCUACGGCAUCGUCAGGGACUCUGAGGACGUGCACAGCUUGCAGAACCCCACGCUGUUCAUUUUUGCCGAAAACGAUUCUGUGAUUCCUCUUGAGCAAGUCUCUUUGCUGACCCAGAAAUUGAAAGAACAUUGCAAAGUGGAAUAUCAAAUUAAAACGUUUUCCGGGCAAACUCAUGGGUUCGUGCACCGAAAGAGGGAAGACUGCUCGCCUGAAGACAAGCCCUAUAUUGAUGAGGCGAGGAGGAAUUUACUCGAGUGGCUGACCAAGUAUGUUUAGCAAUGGCCAAGGGAAACUUUCUCAAGAUAGCUUUCGAGGUGUUUGCUUGCAAAUAUUGAGGUCAUUUGAUUUUUCACUUUAUGUAAAAUAAAUCAAGGAAUCCUGAGACUCAUUUCAUCUGAAACACAAAUUCAGUAGGAAAUGUUAACAUAUUAAAUGAUUCUAUUUUUAACAUGGACAUAAAUAAAAAUUUUAAAAAUUGGUCAGUA